GCGGCCCGUCCAUUGCGUGAUCGUAAUACACUCUAAUUAUGUGGGUCUACUUAGGUUCUCCGAGGAUCAUACUGCAUUUCGAUCCUCGGUGCACCAGUGCGAACAGUGUUCGUUUCAUUAUCAGGGUCGAGCACAUGCAAACGGACUGUAAUCGUGCGGCACUUGGCGCAUGUUCAUAUGCAUUUUAACUGAUAGUACUCGCACGUCUUUGUGUUCGAUAGAGACUGGGCGCAUUAAUCUGAUACUGUCUUCACAUGCUUUCGAGUUUGACAGAAACUGGGUGAUUGGCACCGCAAUUCGAUGCAUGAUCAAAGCAUCUAUAUACCCACACACACUUUUGAAAAUUAAAGACAGAGCCAGCCGUAGUUGCGCGUGUAUUAAUCGAAGAAGAACUCGGAGAUCCCUGGCUCAAGUGCUGAGUACAUCAGGGGGUACUCGUGCAACUAUUGCCGUGAACAAGUGCCCCAAGACUGAACGAUACCCAGCGGUCGAAUAUGCGUAUAACAUUUCAAUUCGGUCAUCCGAUGGAAAAAAUACACUGUAUAGGCGGAGCAUCACUCCACUGCCAGUUCGUAUAUAUCAGGGGCACUUACGCAAUUAUAGCCUCGGACGAUUACUGACCGAUGCCCAAGUAGCGAAAUAUAGCAGGGGGACCGUGUCUCCUUAUUUGCCUGGUAUUUCAAUAUGGCCAUCCCAUAAGAAGUGCCUCCUGUGCACAAUAUACUAGCGUGUAGAAUAAAUAAUGUGGACGAGCGAGUUAUCUGCGCGGAGUGUCACUCCGCUGCCAGUUUGUAUCGCCACAACAAUCGAGGCCACACGAAUCAGCAAUAUUCAUG
This is a messenger RNA of Cantharellus anzutake, 836 nucleotides long. RefSeq lists its product as uncharacterized. The transcript has a single exon. Lineage: Eukaryota; Fungi; Basidiomycota; Agaricomycetes; Cantharellales; Hydnaceae. The coding region runs from base 170 to 727 and encodes 185 amino acids. The record is from RefSeq and is a predicted model, not a curated record.